Messenger RNA from Tupaia belangeri chinensis (Chinese tree shrew), 459 nucleotides. RefSeq names its product chromosome unknown C11orf98 homolog (gene CUNH11orf98). The record is from RefSeq and is a predicted model, not a curated record. Lineage: Eukaryota; Metazoa; Chordata; Mammalia; Scandentia; Tupaiidae. Bases 78 to 416 code for a protein of 112 amino acids. The transcript has 3 exons.
AUUGGCACCGAACCGAGCUCACUUAUAUAGUCCUGGGAAACCAGCCCGCCCCUCAGCUGUGAUUGGCCCGCUGAAGGAUGGGGGCGGAUUCCCGUGGAACGGAAGUGCGGACCGGGAGAAGGCGUCUGAGUGCAGCCAUGGGUCCUCCAGGGGGAAAGAUCAACCGGCCCCGAACGGAACUGAAGAAGAAGCUGUUCAAGCGCAGGCGGGUAUUGAACCGGGAGCGGCGACUGAGGCACCAGGUGGUGGGGGCUGUGGUAGACCAAGGGCUGAUCACGCGCCACCAUCUCAAGAAGCGGGCGUCCAGUGCACGUGCCAACAUUACUCUGUCAGGAAAAAAACGCAGAAAACUCCUCCAGCAGAUUCGGCUUGCCCAGAAAGAGAAGGCAGCCAUGGAGGGUGAGGUUGGGGCUUAGAGGUGGGGUGAGGGAGCACCUGGAUUUAUGUGAAUUCUUUAAU